Polistes dominula (European paper wasp) is the source of this 1371-nucleotide messenger RNA. RefSeq lists its product as uncharacterized. Lineage: Eukaryota; Metazoa; Arthropoda; Insecta; Hymenoptera; Vespidae. The record is from RefSeq and is a predicted model, not a curated record.
AUGAAACGAAAAAAUUACGAGGCCAGGGAAACGGAAAACGCCCACCUGCGAAUUACCGUCAGGUGGGCCAGAGCCAGAGAUACCGGUUCUUUAGGUUCAAACCGAGAUUACACAAGACGUGUCAGCAUCAGUCCAAGUCAACAAUCCAGACGAAGAGCCAGUCGUCAACGAAGAAGUAAAGAAGUUCCGAAACCGGAUGGUUCAAAUCGUUUCAUAUUUAAUCUAAAGGAGUUAAAUAAAUUUAUUGAUCCUCCGCAUUUUAAGCUAGAAGAUAUUAGGUCAAUUUUGGGCCUAGUGUCUCUGGGAGACUUUCUGGGGACUAUGGACCAAGAUGCAUAUCUAAAAUUUGCUGAGUUCCUAGGAGUAUUAACGUCGGCUUGUCCAGCAGUAACCUAUGGUUUCAUCCAUUGCAAGCAGUUAGAGAGGCAGAAAUACUUAGCUUUGACAUUCAAUGGUAGCAAUUAUGAAGAUGGAAUAGUGAUCAACGAGAGCAUGGUAGAAGAUCUGAAUUGGUGGAGAGUAAAUGCGACGAUUAGGUCGAAUCUGAUUAAAACUAAUAAGUACGUGAUGGAAAUUUUUUCAGAUUCUUCUUUAACUGGUUGGGGCUGCUACUGUGACGGAGUAGAGGCCUUUGGAUUUCGGGAUCAGAAUGAAAGGAAAAAACAUAUUAAUUACCUUAAAUUAUUAGCCGCUUUUUUAGCAAUCAAAUGUUUCGCGUCAAAAUCAUCUAACUGCGAGAUUUUGCUUAGACUAGAUAACACCAGUGCAAUUUCGUAUAUAAAUAGAGCAGGUGGAGUAAGAUUUCGACAUUUAUGCGCAUUAUCCAAGGAAAUUUGGAACUGGUGUGAAGAAAGAAGAUUGUGGUUAAAAGCAUCCUAUGUCGCGUCAGCGGAUAAUACUGAGGCGGAUAGGGCGUCGCGCAAUGUGAACAUAGAUUCGGAAUGGGAAUUAGCUCAGGCUGCCUUUUCAGAAAUUGUAAGGAAAUUUGGAUCUAUCUCGGUUGAUUUGUUUGCUUCCAGAUUGAAUAAAAAGAGCAAAAGAUUUUACUCAAGGUUCCCGGAUCCAGGGGCAAGCGCAGUUGACGCAUUUACGGUAUCAUGGAAAAACGAAAAUUUCUACGCUUUUCAUCCCUUUGCUCUAAUUACGCGCACGUUGAGGAAAAUUAUCAACGAAAAAGCGGUAGGAAUAGUCGUAGUACCAUUAUGGCUUACACAGCCCUGGUAUCCACUCUUCACAUCGUCGUUGAUUGAGCCUACUAUAACAUUUAAACCAGAUAUUAAUUUAUUAAAAUCUCUCUACAGAUACGAGAGCCACCCCCUAGCGUCUCAUCUUUCAUUGGUGGCAGGGAAAUUAUCCGGUCAGCAUAUCUGA